GCGGGAAAAUCGCCGUUAGGGUUUGCUUUUCACUUAUUUGUUCUUCUUCCAACGCUUCCCCUUCCCUCUGGUGAUUGUGGAAUCAAUCAAUCAUGAGGACCAGGACGGUGAAGCGAGAAUCGGAAGCAACCGGAGAAGGCAGCGGUGGCAGAGACGGCGACGAGUCGGCGCGGUUUAGGGCUGUGAAGAAGGAGAAGAAUAAGGGCGUAGCUUCCUCCGUGCGAAUCGACGAGCCGGCGAGUCAGGAAGAAGAAGAGGGACAUGAACAGGGAGUAUCUGAUCGGAGAGUUCUCAGAUCUCAGUAUCUCGCUCUAAUCAACAAAAUCAGCGAUUCUAAAGAUGAUUUGACGAGUGUUGAUUCUGAUAAAUUCUCCAGAAUUUUCAAUGAAUUUGAGAAUUUGCACCAGAAAGUUCAGAAGCCUAGGGAGCAAAUUGCAGAUGCUGAGGCGUUUCUGGAUAUUGCAAACACCAUGUUGUCAUCUGUCAAGUCUCAGUCUGUUAAUGGGGUUUCUCCGGCUGAGUUUGUUAAUGCUUUGGUCAAUGGGUUUGGUCAGCCUUCUCAAAGGAUUGACACCGAUGAAUCUGCCCCUGUAUCUAUAAAAUGGAAGGAUCUUGGGCUUGCUGUCUGUUCUACUGUUUUGGUAUCAUGUGGUUGUUCCACAAUGUUGGGACCUAUGGACACUGAACUGAAGGAAAGGAAAAGGGCAGUCUACAGAAAACGUACAAAGCCUGGUGAAGGCUUUCGUCCCGAUGAGGUCGACGAUACACAAUCAGAAGAGAAAACUGAUACAGACAAGAACAUGGCGAUAAUGUUUAACAUCUUACGGCAAAAGAAGCGCGUGAGGCUUGAGAAUUUGGUGCUCAACAGAAGAUCAUUUGCACAGACUGUUGAGAAUUUGUUCGCUCUAUCUUUCUUGUCCAAAGACGGACGAGUAGAGAUCAUUGUUGACAAGAAUGGUUCACAUUUUGCCUUGCCGAGAAACGCACCGGCUGCGAACCUGGUGGCGUCAGGGGAAGUCACUUACAACCACUUUGUGUUUAGAUUCGAUUUCAAAGACUGGAAGCUGAUGUCUGAAAUGGUGCCCAUGGGGGAAGAGCUAAUGCCACACAGAGAAACUGCAGUCGCUUCAUCUUCUGGUCCCUCUGACUUCCCUCAAGAUUCUCAGACAACACCGAUAAGAAAACUCUCUAGAAACAGAGGUUUGGUUGUACAAGAAGACACUGUUGUAGAAGACUCUCCUGACGUUGAGGGCGAUGGAACUCGGAGGAGAUGUAAGCGGAAACUCACCUGAGAAGAUGAGUCUCAUUGUAGGGAGUAUAUAGAGUAGUACUAGUGAUUUUAAAAACUCAUUUUGCUGUUUGAUAUUCUGACAUUUAACUUAAUGUCUUCUUUAGGAUUGCUUUGUUCAUCGUAGGUUCUUAGCAUUUAAAUGGCUUUGUGUUGUCGACU
Brassica oleracea var. oleracea is the source of this 1450-nucleotide messenger RNA. Its product is annotated as non-structural maintenance of chromosomes element 4 homolog A. Gene Ontology annotation, cellular component: Smc5-Smc6 complex; nucleus. The record is from RefSeq and is a predicted model, not a curated record. The transcript has 7 exons. Lineage: Eukaryota; Viridiplantae; Streptophyta; Magnoliopsida; Brassicales; Brassicaceae. Gene Ontology annotation, biological process: DNA repair. The coding region runs from base 93 to 1292 and encodes 399 amino acids.